AUGGGCCAGGCAGCUAGGAUCUGGGUGCGGGCAAGAUGGUGGCAAGGCGUCACCCCCACCUGCCACAUUGCUACACAUUGUGCCCCAGAUGGAAUCACGCAAGCCACGAUCUUUCUCCUCGCGAUGUCACUUGUCGUGCACGUCGUCGGCGACACCAACCUCGGCAUGUUUACAGCAGUGCGUUGA
Molecule: messenger RNA, 186 nt
Organism: Aphanomyces astaci
Lineage: Eukaryota; Oomycota; Saprolegniomycetes; Saprolegniales; Verrucalvaceae
Exons: 2
Coding region: 1-186 (61 amino acids)
Source: RefSeq, a predicted model, not a curated record